AUGGCAGGAUUUACAAAGAUAACAACAGGACUAACUGGCCUUAAUGUUGCAAAGAAUCCUCAUCACACAUUAGGAAUUUUAUAUAGUAAGAUUUUAAGAACAUUACAAAAAAUGCCUGAAACUGCUGCUUAUAGGAAGCACACAGAAGAUGUAAUAAAUGAAAGGUCUAGAAUUUUAAAGUCUACAACUGAUGUUAACACAAUUGAAAAACAAAUAGGUUGUGGUCAAAUUGAAGAAGUUAUUGUCCAAGCAGAAAAUGAAUUAUUACUUGCCCGAAAAAUGUUAAAUUGGAAACCUUGGGAACCUUUAUUGAAAGAAGCUCCUCCUACACAGUGGGUUUGGCCACCAGCUCAGCCUCGAUCUUAAUGAAAUUAUAACACGUUUCAUAAUAGUUGUUUUGUAAAUGUUGAAAUAAAUAAAAUUGGAGUAUAA
Molecule: messenger RNA, 432 nt
Organism: Diorhabda carinulata
Lineage: Eukaryota; Metazoa; Arthropoda; Insecta; Coleoptera; Chrysomelidae
Gene: ND-13B
Product: NADH dehydrogenase [ubiquinone] 1 alpha subcomplex subunit 5
Exons: 1
Coding region: 1-366 (121 amino acids)
Biological process (GO): respiratory electron transport chain
Source: RefSeq, a predicted model, not a curated record